AUGCCGAUGCCGCCGAUGCCAAUGGGGCCGCCGCCUGCAGAACAGAACAUGGACAUGCCCGCGAUGCGCAUGGCCUUCUUCUGGGGCCACCGGGUGCAGGUGCUCUUCUCCAACUGGCCAGGCGACCGUGAUGGGGUCGGCAUGUAUGUCCUUUGUGUCCUAGUCGCGGCUGUGCUCGCUGCUCUCGUCGAGGUGCUCUCGGCAGCGUCCCGUGGCCUCUCCCGUCGCAGCCGUGGCUCCAACGCGUUGGGAGCCCUGCUGAUGACGGGGAUACACGCAGUGAAGAUGGGUCUCUCGUACUUGGUGAUGCUGGCCGUCAUGUCCUUUAACGGCGGGGUCUUCCUAGCCGUCUUGGCUGGCCACGCGGCUGGGUUCUUGCUCUCGCGGGAAGGGAUGAUAGGCCCAGCUGCAACACGUGACGACGUGCCUACGAACGGUGCUCUCCCUCCAUCAGAGCCAAAACCUUAA
Messenger RNA from Setaria italica (foxtail millet), 468 nucleotides. Its product is annotated as copper transporter 4. Gene Ontology annotation, molecular function: copper ion transmembrane transporter activity. The coding region runs from base 1 to 468 and encodes 155 amino acids. The record is from RefSeq and is a predicted model, not a curated record. The transcript has a single exon. Gene Ontology annotation, biological process: copper ion transmembrane transport; intracellular copper ion homeostasis. NCBI's taxonomy places the organism in Eukaryota, Viridiplantae, Streptophyta, Magnoliopsida, Poales, Poaceae. Gene Ontology annotation, cellular component: plasma membrane.